Molecule: messenger RNA, 2049 nt
Organism: Oncorhynchus nerka (sockeye salmon)
Lineage: Eukaryota; Metazoa; Chordata; Actinopteri; Salmoniformes; Salmonidae
Product: substance-P receptor-like
Exons: 5
Coding region: 386-1708 (440 amino acids)
Biological process (GO): positive regulation of flagellated sperm motility; G protein-coupled receptor signaling pathway
Cellular component (GO): sperm midpiece; plasma membrane
Molecular function (GO): substance P receptor activity
Source: RefSeq, a predicted model, not a curated record
GGACGCUGUUCCCCAUGUCUUUUUGCUGCGGUGGAGAAGAGCCACACACCAAGGACCAUCUCAAUUUCACACGGAGUGGAGUCAACUUAAAUACAUAUUCAUCGUAUUAUCCAAAUUCAAUUUUUAAUAACUUCGACAAUUCUCAUUUUUCUGUGUGUGAGCUGCGCCUUCAGUGAUCAUUCCAUUAUUUUACCAUUCUAAUUUAGCUGUGCCAAAUGAAUCAGAAGAAUGGCAAUGAUGAAGAAAGUUUAAAUUGAAAGACAUCAACACACACCAAGAUUAUCUCUAACCAUUUACUCAAUCAGUUGUUAGUGGUUGAGUGUACAUGUCAUAGGUAUUGCAUGGACCAACAUUAUUUUUGUCACAAAAAAAAGAUAACAGCCAAAUGGAUCCCUUGUUCACCACGACUGAUUUGCCAUUGCUAAGCAAUUGGACCAACGCCUCAGGGCUCAAUGGAACUGAUCUAGACGGAAACCAGUUUGUGCAACCAGUUUGGAGAAUUGUUCUAUGGGCUUUCGCCUACAGUUGCAUGGUUACUGUGUCUCUGGUGGGGAACGUCGUAGUAAUAUGGAUCAUUAUGGCGCAUAAACGAAUGAGAACUGUGACCAACUAUUUUCUGUUGAACCUGGCGUUUGCAGAGGCGUCUAUGUCAGCCUUCAACACCGUUAUCAACUUCGUCUAUUCCGUCCACAAUGAGUGGUACUUCGGGCUGAUGUACUGCCGCUUUCACAACUUCUUCCCCGUCGCUGCUGUCUUCGCUAGUAUCUACUCUAUGACUGCGAUAGCGGUGGACAGGUACAUGGCCAUCAUCCACCCCUUGCAGCAGCGUAUGUCGUCCACAGAGACCAAGGUGAUCGUGGGAGUGAUCUGGGUGCUGGCUCUGCUCCUGGCCUUCCCUCAGUACUACUACUCAGUGACAGAAGAGCUGCCUGGACGAAUCAUCUGCUACAUCGAGUGGCCCGAAUACUCUGGCUUCGACUACAGAAUAAUGUACUACAUGUGCGUGACAGUGCUGAUCUACUUCCUGCCUCUACUGGUGAUGGGCUGUGCCUAUCUGGUGGUGGGACUCACUCUCUGGGCCAGUAACAUACCUGGAGACUCCUCUGACCGCUACAAAGAGCAGCUCACUGCCAAACGCAAGGUGGUGAAGAUGAUGAUCGUGGUGGUGUGCACGUUUGCUAUCUGCUGGCUGCCCUACCACGUGUACUUCCUGCUCCAUCUGUUCUUCCCCCUCCUGUUUGAGACGCUCUACAUCCAACAAGUCUACCUGGCUGUCAUGUGGCUGGCCAUGAGCUCCACCAUGUACAACCCAAUCAUCUACUGCUGUCUAAACGACAGGUUCCGAGCUGGCUUCAAGCAGGCGUUCCGAUGCUGUCCCUGUGUUCCCGCUGGCUCUUACGAGGGUCUGGAGCUCAAGUCCACACGUUACCUACAGACCCAGACCAGCAUGUAUAAGACCAGUCGCAUGGAGACCGCUGUGUCCGCCGUGCCGCACGUGGUCGACGACUUGGAGCCUCCCAGGUUCGGGGCCCUAUCUGGGGCCGGGUGUGAGGCCGGGGCGCGGGGGGUUGGCGUAGGGGGCGUGGGGUUGUGUGCGGUGGCACCCAGGCGCUCCUCUCUGGACCUGACUUCCAAUGGCUCUUCGUCCCGCAGCAUCUCCAAGACCGUUUCCGAGACCUCCAGCUUCUACAACAACCUGCCUGAGUAGCGAGGGGAGAGUAGAGUCAAGCACCGCUGAACACUCUCACAAUAUCUGCCAAUGGGGACCGUGUGCAUGUGUGUUUGUGUGUGUGUGGCCGUGAAUGUGUUUGUGUGUGAGUGUACAUUUGAGUUGGUGUGUGGGUUCCGUCCAUGUAUGUGGAUGAUGUCCUUUCAUUGAAUGUUGGGCAUCAAGUCUACCGCCUGUGACUAAGGCUUGGUUUGGUUCCCCUUCAGAGGGCUUUCCAGUGUGCCCUGAUUCAAACUAAACAGGAGUCAGUAGACACUAAGGCCAUAAGGCAUACCUAGCCCACACCACCUGGUACCUGCUGUACACGAGUUAGCUGAGAA